CAUCUCUGUUUCACCUUUUUUUUUUCUUUUUCUUCUUCUUUUAUUUAAUCUAAAAUUGAAAAUGUUGUUGGAUUCAUUGUUCAUUCUAGGGUUUUUUUUUAAAAUUUCUCUAUUUAAUCACCACUUCUCUCUUUCGUUAUAUAGAGAGAUAAAGAAAGCAGCCGACACAUGUAUGCUUUGCAUGAAAGAGAGAGAGAACUCUAGCACAUAUGAAUUGUCCCAACUCUCAACUUCAAAAGGUGAGUCAAAGUUAUGCAGAUUGCACUUGAAUCCAUGGAAUAAGAUUGGUUUUGUGGCGAAAAGUUUGGAGUUGAUGUGCUCAAACUCUUGGGCAUUAUAGUUUCUAUGUAAGUUAUGUGAAUAAAUAUAUGAUUCUAAGGUCUCUUAUAUAUAGAUGUGUGAAUUCAAAGAGGGAUAAUCACUUAAAGAUAAGUGGAAGCGAUUGAAGCUUAUGUGGUUUAAUAUGACUGAGUAUAGCUUAUCUCCGAUUGUUGUGGUGAAGAAAUGAUUAGUGUGUAGCAAAGAAAAUUAUUCUACCACUAAAUUCCAGUUGGGUCUUGACUAAUAUGUUAGUUGAAUAAUGGAAAUUUGGAAUAGUCAAAUGAUCAGGUAAGGGAUGGCUGCCCUUAAUUUAGCUAGAGUUUUGUAAAAUAAUCAUAAAACCUUCAAGAACUGGUUGUAGUUAAUUUAAUUUAUAAUGUUUCGUGUUAUCUAGUUAUUUUAUUAGUUCAUUCAUCGCAGAAUCAAUUUUCAAAAAUGUGAGUAUUUUUUUCGCUUUGGUAUCUAUGUUGUUGGAAUAAGAUGAUACAAUUUGAGCAUUUGAUCUCUCUCCCUCUACAUAUGUGUGUGUGCUGUAAUCUCUAUAUAUGCAUAUACAGUUGUUGAUGUUUUUGCUUGGUAUGAUGACUCACAUAUUUGUUAAAAGGAUGUGGAUGUAUAUUUUGUUUUCUUGUAUAUUUGUUCAAAGGACUGAAACCAUGUGUAUCUUUUGGAAUAAUGUGUUAUGGAAAAAGUCUUGUCGUU
This is a messenger RNA of Arabidopsis lyrata subsp. lyrata, 1023 nucleotides long. RefSeq lists its product as uncharacterized. The record is from RefSeq and is a predicted model, not a curated record. Lineage: Eukaryota; Viridiplantae; Streptophyta; Magnoliopsida; Brassicales; Brassicaceae.